CGCGCUCGCGUCACUCUCACGAUGGCGGGCAACGGGACGACGGGCGCGCCGCGGCUGUGCCUCGUGCGCAAGGUGCCCACGUUCGACGGCUACGGCUUCAACCUGCACGCGGAGAAGGGCAAGCCGGGGCAGUACAUCGGCAAGGUGGACGAGGGCUCGCCGGCGGAGACCGCGGGGCUGAAGCGGGGGGACCGCAUCCUGGAGGUGAACGGCGCGCCGAUAGCGGGCGAGUCGCACAAGCAGGUGGUGGCGCGGAUCAAGGAGCGCGCGGACGAGGCGGAGCUGCUGGUGGCGGCGCCGGCGCCGGGGGACGCGCUGCCCGACCUGGAGGCCCCCGCGACCCCCGCGCCCCCCGAGGCCCCCGCGGCCCCCGCGCCCGCCCUCAACCUGCACAUGACCGCGGCGGAGAUGCGCGCGCAGCUCGCCGCCAAGAAGAAGGUCGACCCCAAGAAAGUGCCAAUGGACCUCAAGUCCAAGUUUGACAUCGUGAAGAAACUGUGAGUGUGUGUGUCGCGUGCCGCUGUUGUUACACGAGUAUGUAAUGUAAUGGUUUGUACAUAAUGGGUCGUGUUAUGUUAUUAGUCGGCGACUGUGUAUGUUCCCGCCGUGCGCGCAGGGCUCGGGUGGCCGCGGCCACCUGUGCGCGGAUUAUGUGACAAGUGUUCCACUUUUUGCCUCCGAUAAGUUGUAAGGAUUUGGAGCCGCCGGUCGUCGGUCGCAGGCUGUUAUCAGCUGCUAGGUACAUGAUAUUGGUGUCAAGAGAACAGACUGAAGGUUGUUCUCUUUGUUAUCACAUCGGUGGUGUGCGUGUGAGUCGUGUGUGCACACGCUGGAUGUGUGUGUGUGUGUGGGGAACCUGUCCACACACACACACACACACAGCGUGCGCAGGCGCAGCCUCUGCCUCCAAGCCUCUUUUGAACGCUCAAACGUUCGUUUUCUUUUCAUUUCACUUAAACAUAAAUUGUUGAAUUUGUUUUAUAUUUAUACGUAAAAAUAAGUACCUUAAUUACUUAAUAAUAUAAUUGAAUGAUGUAAGUAAAUCAAUGCAAUAUGGAAAUUUGUAUAAAUGAAAUUGUUUUACAUAUAAAUAUGUAGGUGUAUACUUUAUCUUUUAUUGUGUGAUUGUACUGCAAUAUUUGUAAGUAGACUAAUAAAUACGUACAAAUGAGA
This is a messenger RNA of Plutella xylostella (diamondback moth), 1173 nucleotides long. Its product is annotated as Na(+)/H(+) exchange regulatory cofactor NHE-RF1. The record is from RefSeq and is a predicted model, not a curated record. Gene Ontology annotation, molecular function: protein-membrane adaptor activity; protein binding. Gene Ontology annotation, cellular component: apical plasma membrane. Lineage: Eukaryota; Metazoa; Arthropoda; Insecta; Lepidoptera; Plutellidae. Gene Ontology annotation, biological process: protein localization to plasma membrane.